Messenger RNA from Morchella sextelata, 1056 nucleotides. RefSeq lists its product as uncharacterized. The transcript has a single exon. The record is from RefSeq and is a predicted model, not a curated record. NCBI's taxonomy places the organism in Eukaryota, Fungi, Ascomycota, Pezizomycetes, Pezizales, Morchellaceae. Bases 1 to 1056 code for a protein of 351 amino acids.
AUGGACUACCCCGACCCAAACAGUCCCGCCUCCCGCGCCGCGCGCAUCAAAACCCUCCAAGACAGACGCGACGUAACGCUCGACAUGGCCAAUGCCGCGCGCGACAGCCGGACCGAGCUCCGCAUCCGCCUGCAGCAUCUCGGGUACAACCUCACGCGCAACUUCCUCUUUCAGGGCGUCAUGACGCCCAUGAUACAGGCGCUGAUAGCGCGCGCAGACGCGCUUGGGCUGAUCCUCCAGCAGCACGAGGCCAUAUUGGAGCGGCAGGACCAGAGGCUGGAGGAGGCGGAGGAGGACGAGGCGUAUGUGGCGGGUGAGGAGAAGAUUGAGGAGGAGAGAGAGCGAUUUGGGCGCGAGGAGGAGAUGCGGAUGAAGGUGUGGAGGCAGGUGACGAAGAAGAGUUGGGCGCAGAGGGAGGAGGAGAGGGUGGCGAGGAGGAUCGUUGAGCUGGAGGCGGAGAUUGCGGAGAAGGAGGCGGAAAUCGUGGAGAGGCUGGAGAGGGAGAUCGCGGAGAAGGAGGCGGAGCGGGCCGAGAAGAUGGCUAGGGAGAUUGUGGAGAAGGAGAAGGUAGAGCUGGUGGAGAAGACGGGAAAGGAGAUCGUUGAGAAGGAGAUGGAGCCAGCGGAGAGGAUGGCAAUGCAGACCGCAGAGAUGGAGGCGGAGCUAUCGGACAGGCUGGCAAGGGUGAUUGAGGAGAAAGAGGCCGAGCUGACAGAGAAGGAGGCGCAGGCGCGCAAGCAAAGGAAGAAGGCAAAGAGGGCAGCGAAGCGCCAAAGGAAGGAGGCAGCAAGGAGGGAGAGGGAGGAGGCCGCAAGGGAGGCAGCUGCGAAUAAGACAGCUGAGGGAGAGGAAGCUGCGAGCGGGGCAGGAGCGCAAGUGGGAGAGGAAGGAGAAACCAGGUCGAAAAAGUCCAAGAAACGCAAGAUGGAGGAGAAGGCCGAGCUGGCGGAGCCGGAAGAGCCGGAGACAGAGCAGGCUUCAGAGAUGCCGAAGAAGAAGAAGGCCAAGGCGAAGAAGGAUGACAAGGGUAAGGGAAAGGAGAAGCAGCAGGAUUGA